AUGUCGACGGUCGUGGUCGUGGUCCACGCCGGGCGUCAUCUGCCGACCGACUGCCGCCUGCGCCUCGCGCUCCUGCCCAACGCUGUGCCCAGAGCAGACGCGCCGUCGCCGUCGCCACCGCCGCCGCCAGCAGACGCGCUAUGGGUCCCGACGCAGCCGCUGCGCUUCGAGCUCGCAUGGCCGAGCGACGACGCUGCGCCGAUCGUCUCGAUCGAGGUGUGGGAUUGUGCCAAAGCCUACGACACCUUUGUUGCUGCCGUCCAGCGAACGGCGUCGGCCACAGACCCCGAGUGGUGGACGUUCCCAGCCUCCAACAUGGCACUGCACAUUUCUAUUGUGGUCAAGACGACGACAAUAACGCCGCCACGCACGAUGGACUUUCGCUUUGAAGUACCGAGUCAUCGCAUCGACUGGCGUGCUCUGCAGCCUCUCCAUCUCGGCGCGAUCGUGCAUCACGUGGACACGGCCGCGCUCGAGGCAUGCCUCGACACCGUCUUGUACGGCGACUGCAACGAAGACGGCGAGCUGUACCCGGCCAUGCUUUUGCUGCAGCUCGCAGCCCAGUAUGCCAACUACUGCUGCGAAACGAUCGCGAUCCAGACAUCACAGCUCCAAGUCGCACUGGACGCCGCCAACGCCCGGCGACGACGCCUUCAUGAGAAGCGGUCGCAUGCCACGGCCAAGAUCGAGCAGCUGCGUCGACAGCAAGCCUCGCUGGACGACGUCCUCGCGACCUUUGAGCGCGUUUCGACCACGACGCCACCGUGAAAGUGUUAACCCGCCUGUCUAUUUUGAGCGGGAUAACGUCGCAAUACA
This is a messenger RNA of Saprolegnia parasitica CBS 223.65, 816 nucleotides long. RefSeq lists its product as hypothetical. The coding region runs from base 1 to 768 and encodes 255 amino acids. The record is from RefSeq and is a predicted model, not a curated record. The transcript has 5 exons. NCBI's taxonomy places the organism in Eukaryota, Oomycota, Saprolegniomycetes, Saprolegniales, Saprolegniaceae.